Spodoptera frugiperda (fall armyworm) is the source of this 1411-nucleotide messenger RNA. Its product is annotated as lipase member H-A. Gene Ontology annotation, molecular function: lipase activity. The record is from RefSeq and is a predicted model, not a curated record. NCBI's taxonomy places the organism in Eukaryota, Metazoa, Arthropoda, Insecta, Lepidoptera, Noctuidae. The transcript is spliced from 8 exons. Bases 301 to 1263 code for a protein of 320 amino acids.
AUAAAAUUUAUUUUCAAUAACAAGUACUCUAUUUUUUUUAUACGCAAAGCCUCAACAGUGUGACCGGUUUCAGUUUCGUUUUCAUACUAACGUCCAGUAGUAACUUGUUUUAUAUUUACGUUACGAGAGAAGGCCGCGCAAAGUCAAAAGUCAACAAGAUAAAACAAGCAGUUCCAUCGCAUGUGAUAAGUUUUUUGUUCUGGCAAUACUAAAUUCUGUGUACCACUGAAGCAAACACAAGACUUGUUCAGCCUAUGUACUUUUUUUCAUUACACAAACAUAGAGAGAUGGAGAAAGUUUAUGAGUGAAAUAAAGACAGAUAGAGAGAAGAGAGUAUCGCGGGCGGACGGCGAUCUAGCGUCCAUGAUGGAUUUCCGAUACUUUCGAUGCGUUAUGAAGAGAGAGUGGAAGUGUCCAGACAGUGAGAUUAAUUUCUUCAUGUACACGCCGGAACAUCCUCACAAACAUUUCAUAGACCCGCGAUAUCCGAAACUGCUUCGCGAUUUCGGAUGGAAGAAGACGAGAAAGAAUGUCCUGAUUAUCCACGGCUUCAACGGCACGUAUUCUAAAUCGCCAAUGACUUUUAUCAGAGAUGCUUACCUGUCUCGCAAGGACUACAACGUAUUCAUGGUGGACUGGUCGGUGCUCACACGGUUUCCUUGUUACCUCUCUGCAUUGUCUAAUAUGAAGAAGACAGCUCAGUGUACAGCUCAGCUAUACUCAGCAAUCACGCAAGCUGGUGGACUAGCGAAGAUGACCACCUGUGUGGGCCACUCAUUGGGCGCUCACAUCUGCGGCAUGAUCUCCAACCAUCUCACUGAGAAACAGUACAAAAUUGUUGGACUAGAUCCAGGUAGACCAUUAGUAUCAGCAUAUGGAUCUCGUCAAUUCAGGUUAGGCAGAGAUGAUGCCUACGUGGUCCAUGUGAUGCAUACUAACGCCGGUUUCUUAGGAGAAGACGGUCUAGUCGGCCAUGCUGAUUUCUGUGUCAAUGGUGGACGGUUACAACCUGGUUGCAAGGGACAUGCUAUGCGUAUAGCCCGUUGCAGUCACUUCAUGGCGUCAUGUUACUUUGCGGCGAGCGUGAGGAAAAGAAGACGCCUGGUCGGUAUACCAUGCGACAGUACAUGCCCUAAGGAACGAGGACAUUGGGGCAUCAGGUUCGAUAGGAAAGCUGUGGUGCUUGGCGAAGAAGUUCCUGAUAUGGCCCGAGGAAUGUACUGCGUCAGUUUUGAACACAACGAAGAUUGUCCUUUCGACUGAACUCAAUACAGAAUGAGGAUAACAUAUCUGCCUACAAGCUGGUGCAAAGUAAAGGGUAUUUGAAAUAGCUACAUAAAUCCAAAGUCGUUUGUUAUUAUUUAAGUAAUUUAUUGUUAAUUAGGAAAAUAAAAUAAGAUGUUUUUAUUAA